Penicillium argentinense is the source of this 366-nucleotide messenger RNA. Its product is annotated as fatty acid synthase beta subunit. NCBI's taxonomy places the organism in Eukaryota, Fungi, Ascomycota, Eurotiomycetes, Eurotiales, Aspergillaceae. The coding region runs from base 1 to 366 and encodes 121 amino acids. The record is from RefSeq and is a predicted model, not a curated record. The transcript is spliced from 2 exons.
AUGACGGUCCUCAGACCGGCAUCAAUACGCCUCUUUUUUCUCAAUCCCUCCGGCCUCUCAUCGUCUCAUAUGGGCCCCUCGAAUUCUCUUUCCUCGUUCCUACUUCGCUUCAUUCUCAUGCCUCUUCACUGCUUAGAGGAAUUGGCGCAGGAUGGCGAGCCUUCCUCUGUCACCGAAUUGGUGGCGCUUUAUAUUGGUCAUGUGGCUCGUGAGGUCGAGGAGGGCGACGACGAUGCUCAAGGAAGCUGUCUUGAAGUCCUCAAGCUCGACUUGAACGAGUUUGAGCGUGCGUUCGUGCACGCAACGAUGUCCACGCUGUGGCAGCGGCUCUUUCCAGAAUCGUCUCUACGAAGACCCAGGUACUGA